GGCAGCCGCACGCCAACCGUAUGUAUUCAGUGUAUGGCAGGGGUACCUCAUCGAGUCAGGGAGAUUGGAUGGAUGCCAUUGCGGUCAUUGUUCCUGUGUUUGUCCUUCAGCGUUUCGUUAUCUGUAGCAUUGAUAUGCUCACGGGUAAAUGCCGCGUCUUUGAUCCGAACUUGUAUCGGAUCCUGGCACAGGAACGCCACGACAUGCUGCGCGCUCUUGCUCCUUUGGGCCUCCUUUUCUACCGGGUGCUUGAGGUGUCCCUUUGGUUCGAGCGGACACGCAUUGUGGAGAACCCGACUCAGAAUCUCGAAUGGCGUCAGCUCCAAAUCGAGUAUGCCGAUCCUGCCGAGCAGUUCGCACAGUCUGACCGAUGGAGCUCUGGUGUUUUCGCGUGCAUGACUGUAGAGCGUUUGAUCGCAGACUCGCCGAGUCUGUCGUGGGGCAAUGACCAUGUUCAGGAGUAUAGGCACAAGAUAGGCAGUGCCAUCUAUGAGUUCUGCACGACCCCCAAUACACUUUGAUAGUGUAUUUUCAUCCUUAUGACUAUUUUGUUUACCAACAUUUUUACAUUACAUUCUAGUA
Molecule: messenger RNA, 582 nt
Organism: Salvia miltiorrhiza (redroot sage)
Lineage: Eukaryota; Viridiplantae; Streptophyta; Magnoliopsida; Lamiales; Lamiaceae
Exons: 2
Coding region: 21-521 (166 amino acids)
Source: RefSeq, a predicted model, not a curated record